AUGGGCCACCUCAAUGCGCGGGGUCAAGCCAUGGAUGUGUACGCCUGCAACUGGGGCUUCACCUGGGUGCCCUGGUUCUUCAUGCUGUCGGGCUUCAUCCUUUGCGCUGCAGAGAUGAGGCACCCACGGCAGGAGCUGAAUGAUGAACCCCUGAACUUCCCUCAGUCUGUUGUUCUCGGCUGA
Messenger RNA from Symbiodinium natans, 183 nucleotides. The record is from the annotation of a GenBank genome assembly. Lineage: Eukaryota; Dinophyceae; Suessiales; Symbiodiniaceae.